Molecule: messenger RNA, 687 nt
Organism: Fraxinus pennsylvanica
Lineage: Eukaryota; Viridiplantae; Streptophyta; Magnoliopsida; Lamiales; Oleaceae
Source: the annotation of a GenBank genome assembly
AUGCGAAGUCGUAUACCCAAGACUGCAACUUUAUCAUCCGUCUUGAUGUCAACAACAUCAUGCUGUUGUCUUUUGAAGCUUAUUGGAUUCUAUGUUAACAAGUAUGCUGAGGAGCUAAUUGGCAGGAAACAGGUCCAGAUUAUUGUCGGGACGAGACAUGGAUGGAAGCAACCUCAGGUGCUGAUGUUGGAUCAAAUGCCAGUUCAUUCAUCAGAAGCAGCUUCCGUUGCAUCCAUAACCCUCUUCCAUUUCGUCCACAGAAUGUGCUAUAGGGAUCAGGUCCUCAGGAGCUAUCACUCGGAAAUAAAUGGACCUUUCCCAGAUGUAAGGGAUCAAUUUCGAAAGAAUUUCAGACUGGAAUACCAAAAUGAAAAAAAUCUGGAUCGUGGAACCCCUGCUCUUAAAGCAUAUGAUAGCAUUAUAGCUAUUGCUGAGGCUGUGACAAGAUUACCUAGUAACAGCACUAGUACUACUAAUCCAAAUUUACUGCCCAAUGAAAUUCCUAAGUGGCAAAAUUCGUUUCCCUUGGUGGAAAAAUAUUACAGAAAUAUAUAUUCAAGAUUGUUAACAUUAUUUUCUGGAGUUAUAAAGAGCUUGGCAUUUGUUCCUCUGCUUGCUAAUAGAUCUCAUUUGUGGAGUUCACUCAGCUCUUUUCUGAGUCAAGCUCAACUGUGGAGAUUACAGUGA